This is a messenger RNA of Solea senegalensis (Senegalese sole), 3443 nucleotides long. RefSeq names its product ring finger protein 180b (gene rnf180b). Bases 1383 to 2828 code for a protein of 481 amino acids. NCBI's taxonomy places the organism in Eukaryota, Metazoa, Chordata, Actinopteri, Pleuronectiformes, Soleidae. Gene Ontology annotation, cellular component: endoplasmic reticulum membrane. Gene Ontology annotation, molecular function: metal ion binding; ubiquitin protein ligase activity; ubiquitin conjugating enzyme binding. Gene Ontology annotation, biological process: protein polyubiquitination; norepinephrine metabolic process; positive regulation of proteasomal ubiquitin-dependent protein catabolic process. The record is from RefSeq and is a predicted model, not a curated record. The transcript has 7 exons.
AACCAAAUAUGCAUCAGUUUCAAUGAUUUAUUUGUUCUAAAUCACAGAAAAUGUGCAGCUUCUACAUAUUACUGUGUAAUAUAAGAGCUUAUUUUGUUCAUUUAUUUGAUGAUGCAUUUACUUAUUUUAUGUCUGUUUUGCUUUAUUAUCGAUGAAGGUUUGUGCAGGAGAUUGAAACCCUUUAAAAAGUGCCUGAAUUUAAUGUUUGAUGGUUUAAAUAAGUGGUUUGUAAGCUUGGAUUAAAAGCUUGAAAUUCCCUUCUACAUUUCUUUGACAACGAAUAGUUCACUUACAGUCAGGUGACAAAGUUAAAAUAUAACAUUCAAUAAUAAUUUUGUGUAUUUACUGCAAGUAUUUGUUAAAGUGAUCUCCGGCUGUUAGUGGCUGGAUGAGCUUGAAAAGUGCUCGACUUUAGUGUUAAACUAAAUGGAGACGUUAUAAAUCCAUGACAGUGUCACUGCGCUAAGAAUAUCAUUCACUCUUUUAAUUACACAUGGUCAAGUCUCUCUAUUAAUUCAAGAAAUGCCCAUCUGUCCGUCUGUCAUUCCUUUUUCUUCUAAUAAUGAUUUCCAGGCUGCAUGCUGAGAGGCCCAAAGCUCUCUGUCACAGUUAAAAGUUCUUUUCCUCUCUUCUUCUUCUUUGUAAGUUCCGGCUCUUCACUCAAAGGUGCAAUGCUGCCCUCCACAGUCUGAAGAUCAGUUUUAAAUCACAAUGAGAGCAAGAUCACUCACUCAUCCUUAUUCUCUACACAUUCCCUAAUCCUUCUGGAUUCUUCCUAAUCUGCAGUUCUUCAGCUGGAGAAGUUCAAAGCCUCCCGUCACAGAUCAAAGUCUCAUCUCGUCAGUCUCAUCCUUCUUCUGACACACACACCCCCCAUCCACCGUCUCCCCAGACACCCCCACCUCUGCCAAAGUUUACAUCCCAUAUUGAUCUCUCCUAAAACAGUGUGAUCAGUGUGAAGAAGGAGGAGGAAAAGACAAAAAGGCAGAGUCACAACAUCUCUCUGUUAAUUCAAGUAAUGUCUGUCUGCCUGUUAAUGUCGUCACUGUCCAGCUGUUCACGUGACUGGUGACAGACUGGGAUUCCUGAAAUUCCCGUCCUGGUUCGAAGAGGCUGUCGCAUUAGAAUUCAGGCUAAAUCUCAACCAGACUUUUGAGGUCUUAAACACUUUCUCUAACUGAGAGAAUUCAUGUGCUGAUGGAGUUUCAACGGUUUGAGGUUUUUUUUAUUUAGGUCACAUACGCACAUCAUCAGUUAUAGUAACACAACAAACAAAUAAAUAGAUUCAAUAGAAUAAGGCUGAUUACUGCAGGAAUAAAUGACUGAAAAUAUCAAUGUCUACAGGAAUUAAUCCAUACUGACAGUGAGCUGGAAGAUUGUGGAUGAUGCUUCGCUGCAGGAAGUGUCGGAAAGGCGUCAUAGACUCAACGUGUUUGACCACACAGGAGCAGGCUACAGAUGAAGGCUCAGCUGCUGUUUGCAGUAUUUGGCACGUGAAUGUCGACGCGCUGCCACAGUGGAUACUGACGUCACUUCACCAGGCUCAGUGGACUGCGGGGAAACUGAACUGUCUCAACUGCGGAGCUCGUUUGGGCGGCUUCAACUUCGUCAAUCGCAGUAAAUGUCCCUGCGGCCGGGACACCAACGUUCACCUCAGCAAAAGCCGCGUGGACUCUGACCACAAGCACUACACUUUCAUCGUCCGGCCGAGGGACACGAGGCUCGAGACGAGUCGUGCUCUUCCUCCGACAGUUGACUCUGAGAACAACGAGGACAGUCUGUCAGUCGCCGGCCCCUCAGACGCCUCGGAUGGUAAAAACAUUCCAUCGUUUCCUCUCAGUCGCCUGCACUGUGUCUCUCACAGGAGAAGGUGCAGUGUGGAGGAUGACGCCACCUUCAGGUCUUCAUGUUUUUGUACUUCAGGUGUCAGGGAAAGGCGGGUUGUCGAUUUGACAACGGCAGACAGACAGACAGACGAUGAGUCUACACUGUUACCCGUCUCGCGUCCUUCAACUCAAGAGACUGACACUGAUGAUGUCUUUGCUGUAACUUCACUUGCUUCUGGAGGGCGGCAGCUGCAAACUGUGGAAGCAGUGGAAUCAUCUAUGGAGACCACGACUGUUCACCAGGAAGAUUCUGAUUCUACACUUUUCCUCAGAGGACGAACCGCUGAAGAUGAAGGAACAGAGCUUCGAGCCUCGUCUGCGUCGAGGAGCCUGAGCAGAAGAGAGAAGAACCGUCUGAAGUCUCAGCGGCGGAAACAGAGGAGAAGAGAGCGAUGGCUGCUCAGUCAGCAGCAGGCUGACGUUGACAAUGACGGUGAGGAGGAGGAGAAGGAGGAGGACCGAGAGAACCUCACCUGCACCGUGUGUCUGGACGUCUACUUCCGUCCACACAGCUGCGAACCCUGCGGCCACGUCUUCUGCGAGCUGUGUCUCCGCACGCUCGCCAAGAACCGACACACGAAGACCACUUGCCCUCUGUGUCGCACCCUCAUCUCACACACCGACCUCCACACAGAGUUGGACCAGGCUGCAAAGACCUCCUUCCCUAAAGUUUACCUUGCCUGCCAGCAGAACUUCACCAACACACUGUCUGCAAAAUGGCCUCUGCCCAGCGGUCGCAAACGCUUCUGGGUCGUCCGGAGGCCGGCGGUGACACAGAGGUCACACUGGCACUUGUUCCAUGGAAACUUCCGGUUCAGGUUUUCUCACUUUGCCACCGUGUGUUUGCUCUACGCGGCUCUGGUCGUCGUCUACUUCAUCUUCAGCGACUGGACCAUAACUCUGCUGCUCGUCUGCAUCCUCAUGUUCUGCGUCCUGGUUUGAUGAAUCCGGUCCGUGCUGGUUCACGUGACUUCUUCUUCUUCUUCUUCUUCCUUUAAUAUAAGUUAUUUUCAAAGGAUUUAUGUUUUAAAGGAAAAAGACAAUUAUUCCAAUAGUAUUCAUAUUGAAUUAACAGUUUAUUGUCUUAUAAGAAUAAACCAUAGAUUUAAGUGUACAGUUUGAAUGUGCACCUGUGUAUUAUUGUUAUUAUUGUUGUUAUUAUUAUUGUUAUUAUUAUUAUAAUAAUAAUAUUAAUAAUAAUAAUAAUAAUAAUGUCAACUAUUUAACUACGUGUGCAGUAAAACUCACUGUUUCCACCUUUUUAUUUAAAGACCGUGAAAAACACCACAAAGAAAAUCAGUGAACAAAACCAACAGAGCCAAAAGCUAUUUUAUUAAUUCAUAAAAACGUCCAAUUUUAUUUUCAAAGUGAUUGUGACAUGCUUCUGUAUAAUUUGAGAAUAAUCUGAAAAACAAAGUGGGAACAUUAUAAAUUAUAUAUCAUCAAAAACUAUGAUUUACAGUCGAAACAAUCAAGUUUUCACAAAUGUCAGCUGUUUAUUGGUACUCAUUUAUUUUGUUGUUGGUGUAAAUUUGUAUCACAAAAACACAAGAACAA